CAGCAUGUAGGAUAACAUGACAAUGGACUAUGAUGAUAGAUACUUCCAUGGGAAGCCUCAGAAUAGCUUUCAUAAAGCAAUGAACAUCCCUGACGUGGUUGUUUUUCCAAGGUCUCAAGAGGAGGUGUCAAAGAUUGUCAAAUCUUGUAACGAGCACAAGGUCCCUAUUGUUCCCUAUGGUGGAGCUACAUCAAUUGAGGGCCACACGUUAUCCCCUAAUGGUGGCAUUUGUAUCGACAUGACUCAAAUGAAAAACAUCAAAUCAUUAAAUCUUGAGGACAUGGAUGUGGUUGUUGAACCUGGGAUUGGGUGGAUGGAACUUAAUGAGCACCUGGAGCCUUAUGGCCUAUUCUUUCCUCUUGAUCCAGGUCCUGGAGCAACGAUAGGGGGAAUGUGUGCUACACGUUGCUCUGGUUCUUUAGCUGUAAGGUAUGGAACUAUGCGAGAUAAUGUCAUCAAUCUGAAGGUUGUUCUAGCCAAUGGAGACAUCGUCAAGACAGGAUCCCGUGCAAGGAAAAGCGCUGCUGGGUAUGAUCUGACACGUCUAAUGAUUGGAAGUGAAGGGACCUUGGGUGUUAUAACUGAAGUUACUCUACGUCUGCAAAAGAUUCCACAGUACUCAGUGGUUGCAAUGUGUAACUUUCCUACAAUUAAAGAUGCAGCAGAUGUUGCUAUUGCCACUAUGAUGUCGGGCAUACAGGUUUCAAGGGUGGAGCUUAUGGAUGAAGUUCAAGUGAGGGCAAUUAAUCUUGCUAACGGGAAAAAUUUACCCGAAGUUCCUACUUUGAUGUUCGAAUUUAUUGGCACAGAAGCUUAUGCACGUGAACAAACGCUCAUAGUUCAGAAGAUAGCUUCAGAGCACAAUGGCUCUGAUUUUGUUUUUGCAGAGGAUUCUGAAGCGAAAAAAGAACUUUGGAAGAUAAGAAAGGAGGCACUUUGGGCAUGCUUUGCUAUGAAACCAAAUUUUGAAGCAAUGAUAACGGAUGUUUGUGUUCCAUUAUCACGCCUUGCAGAAUUGAUAUCAACAUCUAAGCAAGAGCUGGAUUCUUCAUCUUUAGUAUGCACUGUCAUUGCUCAUGCUGGUGAUGGAAACUUCCACACUGUGAUUCUAUUUGAACCUGACCAAGAGGAACAAAGGAAGGAAGGUGAGAGAUUAAACCACUUCAUGGUGCAUACAGCUUUAGCCAUGGAAGCAGGAACAUGCACUGGUGAACAUGGCGUUGGCACUGGGAAAAUGAAGGUAUUAUUAUUAAACUUACUGAGACUUUUAGCACUGUUGACCCAUUGACUUUAAAGAGAGAAA
This is a messenger RNA of Olea europaea var. sylvestris, 1303 nucleotides long. RefSeq names its product D-lactate dehydrogenase [cytochrome], mitochondrial-like. Gene Ontology annotation, biological process: lactate catabolic process. The coding region runs from base 17 to 1288 and encodes 423 amino acids. NCBI's taxonomy places the organism in Eukaryota, Viridiplantae, Streptophyta, Magnoliopsida, Lamiales, Oleaceae. The transcript is spliced from 15 exons. The record is from RefSeq and is a predicted model, not a curated record. Gene Ontology annotation, molecular function: FAD binding; D-lactate dehydrogenase (cytochrome) activity; D-lactate dehydrogenase (NAD+) activity. Gene Ontology annotation, cellular component: mitochondrion.